AGGACCGUAAGAGUGAGGCCCCUCCAAGACGUGACCCUCGUGCAGGCGCCUCGCCCUCAACUCCCCUACCCCACAGCCUUCCACUUGCUGUCUCUCAGCAGCCCAGCAGACAUUUAUUGAACGCCUGCUGUCUUCCAGCCUUGGGUUCUGGAGACACGGGCGAAGAGCGAUCCAGACCCUGUCCCGCCCUCACAAAGCUCAAGUGACUUUGGGGUGAGGUCCCACAGGAAUGAGAAGCCCCUCUCUCACGUUUCCGCCUUGGAAAGAUUACCUUGGAUUCCUAUUGCUUUCUUGGCAUUGAACCUAGGCUAAAAAAAAAAAAAAGCAAGGUAUCUUGGGAAGUCUGGGGAAGUGGUGAUAGGAACAUAAAUUCCCUUCCACCUCGGUGCUCCUGGUUCCAGCCACCAACCUUUCUUCUGUUCCUGAACCAGCCUAAGUGGGUCUUUUACUUGCUCUGUCUCCUCCUUGGAGCCCUCCUCAUUUCCUGUCAGGUCUCAGCUCAAAUGUUGUCUUGGCAAAGAGGUUUUCUCUACUCAAACUGUCCUAUUGAUUCGGCUCUUUAUUAUCUGUUACCGCAACAGAACAGGCUACUCGAGGGCAGGGACCUUGCUUGCACUCUUCUCUCCUAUGUCUGUGCCUAGAAUAGUGCCUAGCCAAUAACAGGUGCUCACCAAAUACUGCACAAGCGUAGAAGUUCCGCCUUUUCUACCUACUCCGAGCACCCUUUGAUGUGCCCUCUGCUUUCCUGAGCUUCAAGCUCCUACACAUCCCACCUGCCUAGAGCACACACUUACCCUUGUGCCCAGCUGCACCCCCACUUUCGGAAAGGGUGACGUCCUCCACUGCUUUUUCUGUCGGCAGAUUCAGCAGGGCAGGGCCUGCCCCUUUAAUCUGGGCCCCACCUGCUCUGGUCAGACAGGUUUGGAGACACAGGUAAAGGGAGAGAGACUGAGAGGGAUACUUGCAGAGCCAGCAGGGAGCUGGGCAGCUCCUUCCCAAACGUUGGGGACCCUCCGCCUCUGCAGAUGGAAAGGUGAUAGGACCUCAUGGUAGACCCCAGAACUGAGGCCCCAGGAUGACAGAACCCGAGACCCUGGCCCUGCUGGAAGUGAAGGGGUCUGAGGCCCCGGAGAAGAGCCCGCCCCAGGCCUUGGUCCCCAACGGCCGGCAGCCGGAAGGGGAAGGUGGGGCUGAGUCCUGUGGAGCCCAGUCCUCCAGGGCGGGGUCUUCUGCUGGGUCUCCCACAGCCGAAGAGGGGACUGAGGAUGGUCUCGACAGCACGGUAAGCGAAGCUGCCACCCUGCCCUGGGGGACUGGCCCUCAGCCCAGUGCCCCGUUCCCAGACCCCCCCGGAUGGCGGGACAUCGAGCCCGAGCCCCUCCGCUCAGAGCCACCCACCAAGCUAGAGGAGUUGUCCGAAGAUGAUGCCAACCUGCUGCCCGAGAAGGCGGCCCGGGCCUUUGUGCCCAUCGACCUGCAGUGCAUCGAGCGGCGGCCCCAGGAGGACCUGGUUGUGCGCUGCGAGGCGGGUGAAGGCGAGCGCCACCGGACCCGCCCGCCUGCCCGGGCCACCCAGCCCGAGCCCCCCGAGCGCAAGUGGGCCGAGGCCGUGGUGAGGCCACCAGGCCGCUCCUGCGGGGCCUGCGGGGGCUGCGGGGGCCGGGACGGGGUGCGGGCCGUGGCCUCGGUGGGAGCCGCCCUCGUUCUCUUCCCCUGCCUGCUGUACGGGGCCUACGCCUUCCUGCCCUUCGACGCCCCGCGGCUGCCUACCAUGAGCUCCCGCCUCAUCUACACGCUGCGCUGCGGGGUCUUUGCCACCUUCCCCAUCGUACUGGGGCUCCUGGUGUACGGGCUCAGCCUCUUGUGCUUCUCGGCGCUGCGGCCCUUCGGGGAGCCGCGGCGGGAGGUGGAGAUCCACCGGCGCUAUGUGGCCCAGUCGGUCCAGCUCUUCAUCCUGUACUUUUUCAACCUGGCCGUGCUCGCCACCUACCUGCCCCAAGAGACCCUCAAGCUGCUCCCUCUGCUCACUGGUCUCUUUGCCGUCUCCCGUGUAGUGGUUGUCUGUCCCACCGGCCUCCUGAGCAGCGUGCAGCCUGGUUUCUCCUCCUUGUGUGACUCACCCUCCCGUGUGCGUCUUGGGGAGUGCUGAUCUCAGACAGAAGUCGGGUUGAGCAGUAAGGAUCGUCAGGGGGCUAAAGAGCACCCCAGGGUUGUCCAGCCUGCCUCACCCACUUCACCGUGGGGAAGGCACAGCAGACCAGGGGAGAGGAGCUGCUCAGGCCGCUCAGCAGUGGUGGGGCCUGGAAUACUGGCCCCUCCGUCUGUCACCAGGGCCCUUUCUUCCCUACCACGGGGCAAGUUACUCA
Herpailurus yagouaroundi (jaguarundi) is the source of this 2366-nucleotide messenger RNA. It is a transcript of the gene TMEM79, whose product is annotated as transmembrane protein 79. Bases 1076 to 2149 code for a protein of 357 amino acids. The record is from RefSeq and is a predicted model, not a curated record. Gene Ontology annotation, cellular component: trans-Golgi network membrane; lysosomal membrane. The transcript is spliced from 4 exons. Lineage: Eukaryota; Metazoa; Chordata; Mammalia; Carnivora; Felidae. Gene Ontology annotation, biological process: regulated exocytosis.